Molecule: messenger RNA, 600 nt
Organism: Camponotus floridanus (Florida carpenter ant)
Lineage: Eukaryota; Metazoa; Arthropoda; Insecta; Hymenoptera; Formicidae
Gene: TfIIA-S
Product: transcription initiation factor IIA subunit 2
Exons: 4
Coding region: 118-456 (112 amino acids)
Biological process (GO): transcription initiation at RNA polymerase II promoter; RNA polymerase II preinitiation complex assembly
Cellular component (GO): transcription factor TFIIA complex
Molecular function (GO): RNA polymerase II general transcription initiation factor activity; TBP-class protein binding
Source: RefSeq, a predicted model, not a curated record
AUUGACGUACGUACACUAGUAUAUACAUCUAGUUAUGCGAAAAAACAUUGCUAUUAUUUGUUGAUGGUAGACAUACUUUGUGUAGUUUGGAAUUAUUAUAUAAUAUUUUAGGAAAAAAUGUCUUACCAAUUAUAUAGGAAUACUACAUUGGGAAAUACGCUUCAAGAAAGUCUCGACGAACUCAUACAGUAUGGACAAAUAACACCACAACUUGCGAUAAAAGUAUUGUUACAAUUUGAUAAAGCUAUUAAUCAAGCCCUUGCAACAAGAGUUAAAUCGAGACUUACAUUUAAGGCUGGCAAAUUAAAUACUUAUAGAUUUUGUGAUAAUGUAUGGACUUUUAUGCUAAAUGAUGUUGAAUUUCGUGAAGUUCAAGAGGUUGCAAUAGUAGAUAAAGUAAAAAUUGUUGCCUGCGAUGGAAAAACAUUAGAUACAGAUGGAGCUGCAAAGCGAUAACAAAUUUAGCAUUUUGCAAAAAUUUUUACUGUAAAAAAUAUAACGAUUUUCAUGGGGUAUAUAAAUAACACAUAGUAUAAACAAAAUACAAUAAAUAUAUAUAUAUAUAUAUAUAUAUAUAUAUAUAUUUCCCACUACUUCUCC